Messenger RNA from Echinops telfairi (small Madagascar hedgehog), 893 nucleotides. It is a transcript of the gene PPIL1, whose product is annotated as peptidylprolyl isomerase like 1. The record is from RefSeq and is a predicted model, not a curated record. The transcript is spliced from 4 exons. Lineage: Eukaryota; Metazoa; Chordata; Mammalia; Afrosoricida; Tenrecidae. Bases 258 to 758 code for a protein of 166 amino acids. Gene Ontology annotation, biological process: protein peptidyl-prolyl isomerization; protein folding. Gene Ontology annotation, cellular component: catalytic step 2 spliceosome. Gene Ontology annotation, molecular function: peptidyl-prolyl cis-trans isomerase activity.
GCGCGGGAGCUUUCUUCACUCCCCGCGGCGUCCCGCCUUCUUCCGACUUCCAGCUCAGAAGAAGUCCCGGCUUCUUCCGACUUCCCGCUCCGGCCUCCUGACCCGAGGAAGAGGAGUCCUUCACUGCUCCUCUUCCCUCAAAUCCUGGGGUCGAAGGGGUGGAACGCCGGGACCGGAAGUGGGCCCGCUGCCGCCGGUCUCCGGUGAAUCGACGCCGGAAGUAGCUAUUGCCAGCGGGAGAUCCCGCCGAUUUCGUUAUGGCGGCGAUCCCCCCAGACUCCUGGCAGCCGCCCAACGUGUAUUUGGAGACCAGCAUGGGGGUCCUCGUGCUGGAGCUAUACUGGAAGCACGCACCCAAGACCUGUAAGAAUUUUGCUGAGUUGGCUCGCCGAGGUUACUACAAUGGCACCAAAUUCCACAGGAUCAUCAAAGACUUCAUGAUCCAGGGAGGUGACCCCACGGGGACAGGUCGAGGUGGUGCCUCUAUCUACGGCAAGCAGUUUGAAGAUGAACUUCAUCCAGACUUGAAAUUCACAGGGGCCGGAAUCCUCGCCAUGGCCAAUGCGGGGCCAGACACCAAUGGCAGCCAGUUCUUUGUGACCCUGGCUCCCACCCAGUGGCUCGACGGCAAGCACACCAUUUUUGGCCGGGUGUGCCAGGGCAUAGGAAUGGUGAAUCGAGUGGGGAUGGUGGAGACAAACUCUCAGGACCGCCCCGUGGACGACGUGAAGAUCAUCAAGGCAUACCCAUCUGGGUAGACCUGCCCCCUGCCCCUUGGGUCGUCUGAGCUGGCCCCGGGGAGCCCUCCGCCAGGGAACGUGACCUAGACUGACAUGUAGCUGUCAACUAGGGAACCCAGAGCCUUGGAUGAGUUGGAGGAGGAAAUGUACCAU